GUAAAUGUAUUCUCAGGCACGAACAUUCUUCUAGUUCAAUGUCUACUUUAUGUCUGGGUUCAGCUCUUAUUUUCCGAAAUGCUUUUACCGGCAAAAAUUGCCGUCAUCGUCCUAAACGUUUCGUAUGCAAAUCCAUGACCAAAACGACGCCAGAGAAUGUUUCCGCUGAUGUCCUUAGUCGACGCUCCGGCAACUAUAAGCCUUCUCCUUGGGACCAUCGUUAUCUCCUCUCCAUCAAUAAUGAACAUGCGAAAGAAGAAAAAGUGAUAGCCAGAGACUUGUUGAAGGAAAAAGUGAGGAAAAUGCUUGAUGUUGAGACAAAGAGUCGUCUCGAGCAAUUAGAACUCAUCGACGAAUUGCAAAAACUAGGGGUUUCAUAUCAUUUUGAGGUAGAAAUAAAUGACAUUUUAAUGGAUUUUCAUCAUCAAAAUGGAAGAAGCAUCUUGAAAUGUGUCAAGGAAGAAGAUUUACAUGCAACGGCCCUCGAAUUCCGACUUCUUAGACAACAUGGUUUUGAUGUAUCAGAAGAUAUAUUUGAUGUGAUAAUCGACAAAAUAGAAAGUGAAACGUUCAAGAGUGACGAUAUAAAUAGUAUCAUAUCACUGUAUGAAGCGUCAUACCUCUCCACGAAAUCGGAUAUUAAAUUGCGUGAAGUCAUCAGACCUUUUGCAACAGAACAAAUAAGAAAAUUUGUUGAUGGUGAAACUUGUAACCUUGAGGUACGUGAGAAGGCAAUUCAUGCUCUAGAAAUGCCGUACCAUUGGAGAAUGAGAAGGCUAGAAACGAGGUGGUACAUAGAUGCGUACGAGAAGAAACAUGACACGAAUCUUGUCUUGAUCGAAUUUGCCAAAAUCGAUUUCAAUAUUGUACAAAUUGCUCAUCAAGAAGAUCUCAAAUACGCUUCCAGCUGGUGGAAGGAGACAUGUUUGGUUAAUCAUCUUCCCUUUGUAAGAGACAGAAUAGUCGAGAAUUAUUUUGUGGCCGUUGGAAUAAUAUACGAACCUCAAUUUGGAAAUGCACGACGGAUCAUAAGUAUUGUUAAUGCACUUGUUACAACCAUUGACGACAUUUACGAUAUUUAUGGCACUCUUGAAGAACUUGAAAUCUUCACUGCCAUGGUUGAUAAUUGGGAUGUAAAUCGUCUUGAUGAGCUCCCCGAGUACAUGAGGUUGUGUUUUCUUAUUUUGUACAACGAAGUCAACAGCAUUGGAUGCGACAUUCUCAAAGAUAAACAUAUAAACGUUAUUCCUUUUCUUAAAAAAUCGUGGGCAGAUUUAUGUAAAACAUAUCUAGUUGAAGCAAAGUGGUACAAAAAAGGAUACAAACCAACCGUGAAAGAAUACAUUCAAAAUGCUUGGAUUUCAAUUUCUGGCCAAACGAUAUUGAUCCACUUUUAUUGCGGUUUCUCUGACCAAAUCUCGGUUCAGAUCUUGGAGACAUUGGCUCAACACCGACAAGACAUUGUCCGCUGCUCCGCCACCAUUCUCCGACUAGCGAAUGACCUUGCAACUUCGCCGGCACAUUUUAGGCUAUGGUUUAUUUUGCAUAUGCGAGCGAAUGAUUGUGUUUGCUUGUUAUGCAAGGAUGAACUGGCUAGAGGAGACGUUCUCAAAUCAGUCCAAUGUUACAUGCAUGAGACUGGAGCAACGGAGGAAGAGGCACAAGCACACGUGCAGCAGAUGAUCUGUGACACGUGGGAAGAAAUGAACUACGAGGCAAAAAUGGCAGGAACUUCUUCACUGCCUCGAGGUUUUGUGGAAGCAGCAAUGAACGUAGCACGCAUGGCGCAGUGCAUAUAUCAAUACGGCGAUGGUCAUGGAUGUCCAGAAGAAGGCAAGACCGUUGAGCGUUUCAUGUACUUGGUUGUUAAUCCAGUCACCAAUACCAAAGUUAUAUCUCUUCUUUCCUAAUCACCUAUCCAGAAUCUUAAUUUCUGCAGACUCAUUUACUACAUAAAUCAUUAAAAGCUUCAACUUCUUCA
Molecule: messenger RNA, 1981 nt
Organism: Brassica rapa (field mustard)
Lineage: Eukaryota; Viridiplantae; Streptophyta; Magnoliopsida; Brassicales; Brassicaceae
Product: 1,8-cineole synthase 1, chloroplastic-like
Biological process (GO): diterpenoid biosynthetic process
Molecular function (GO): terpene synthase activity; magnesium ion binding
Source: RefSeq, a predicted model, not a curated record